Rhagoletis zephyria (snowberry fruit fly) is the source of this 672-nucleotide messenger RNA. The record is from RefSeq and is a predicted model, not a curated record. Lineage: Eukaryota; Metazoa; Arthropoda; Insecta; Diptera; Tephritidae.
AUGGCAACGAGUGAAGAAGAGGAGGAAGCGGCUGAAAGUAAUGCUAGGCAGAUACCUCAAUGCAACUGUAACAUGCAGCAUUACCCGCGAAAACCUGGAGUUUUUCAGAAAAAUCGCGAAUCACUGGUGAACACUGCAACCUACCUAGCACUAAGCCAUUUGGGAGAUGGUGAUCCCAGCAAAUCGUUAACCUCAUUUCUCAACGAUAUGGAGACAUUCAAAAGUCACAUAGCGUUUGCUGGAGAGAUGAAGAGAAAACUGGAGAAACUGGAACAAGCUCGACUCCAAAAGCUGGCUGAUGAAGCUACCAACAAGCAGGAAGCAAAAGAGAAAGAUGAAUCAAAUGCUGAUGAAGAGAGUCGUCUUUCCACAGACGAAACCAAAGACGAUUCCAGUAAACCUCAAGAAACCACUGAACAAGAGAACGCUCAAACUGAUGUCGAAGAGACUCAAAUCAAAGAUGUUCUGGAUGGUGAAAAGGAAACUGAACCAAUGAUAGAAGAAAAGCUCAAAGAGGAACCAAAGUGUUCCAUGAAAAGCAAAGCCAGGCGACGCAAGCACCGAAAAGCAACUAAUGUCUCAAAUACCGAAAAUGUGCCGCCAUUAAAAGAAGGCAAUGGCAAGAGAAACAAAAGAAAGGCUCAACAGAAUGAGAAUUUAAAAAUGGAGUAA